ACUAAAAAGUAGAGUUGGGAUGAGUGGCUCAGAGAAAUGGGUAGGGAGCAGCCGUGGUCUCCCGCCGGAGGCAUCAGAAGUGGAGGAGAUGCUCCGCGCCGCCGAAGACGAGCUCCUAACGGGCCUCCGCGUUGGCUCCCAUACCAUCUCCUCCUCUUCUCUUGAUCACGAUCUCGCUCGCCGCUUCGAUGCCCUCAAAGCACCUCGCCUUCGUCCUCCGAUGGCGAUCCAGCCUAUCCGAACUCCUCAGCCCUCGGCACCACAAUCCAAAAGCUUAGAAACUAAAGAUCAGAUCUAUGGUGAUCCCAUGAAUGAUGAUCUCAUGGCCAGGUUUGCAGCUCUCAAGAGUCUCGCUAGCAAGCCAGAGCCGAUGGUGGAUCCUAUCUCGAAUCGUGAAGAUAUCACCGAUGAUGAACAAAGCGAGGAUCUUGAAGACGGAGAUAUGGUUUCGAAGAAGGAGGUGGAUAAAGUGAUCAUGUGGGCAAUGGACGCCGCUAGGCUCGAUCCUUCUGUAAAUAACGAUGAAGACAAUGAUUUAGACGAAGAGAGUGAUCAUGAAGACGUCGAUGUUAAGGAGUUGGAAGCAGAGGUUGAGGAGAAGAAGAAUAGUGAUAAGGGUAAAGGGAAGCACGGGACAUUUGAAGCACCUAUUGGCUAAAGAGGGUGGUCAUGACCACUAAAAACGAAAAUAUGGUUAGAAGGUCUGUGAAAGGAGUCAUCCUUUGGAGAAUACAUCGUAUUGGGAUGCAUUUUGAGGAGUU
Molecule: messenger RNA, 761 nt
Organism: Phalaenopsis equestris
Lineage: Eukaryota; Viridiplantae; Streptophyta; Magnoliopsida; Asparagales; Orchidaceae
Exons: 2
Coding region: 20-658 (212 amino acids)
Source: RefSeq, a predicted model, not a curated record